Molecule: messenger RNA, 1756 nt
Organism: Misgurnus anguillicaudatus (oriental weatherfish)
Lineage: Eukaryota; Metazoa; Chordata; Actinopteri; Cypriniformes; Cobitidae
Product: Rieske domain-containing protein
Molecular function (GO): 2 iron, 2 sulfur cluster binding
Source: RefSeq, a predicted model, not a curated record
UGAACUGGAACUACUAUGAAGUUUGUUUUGUGGCUUCCAGUGUUUACAUUUAUUCGACUACUUUACAAGAUACAUGAACGAUAACAAAGAGCUGUUAAAACGCUUUACGGGGAAAUUUAAGGACAUAUGCGAUGUCUUUGGACGCUUAUGUCUGAUAUAUUCAAUUCCGAGUCUUUAUUAUCCUAAACUGAUUUAAAAAAAGGAGUGUUUACAAAAACACCAUGAUAUAAUCAUGUCAUUUAAACCGGACUGCUGGAGGAGAUAGACAUCGUAUCCUCUCCUAAACUGCAACAGAAGAAACCUUUUGAAAAUCAUCACGGACAGCCACCGUAUUGAUUUUUGGUUACACGGGGAACAUGAACUCUGAUGGACAGAUGAUGGCGUCAUCCAAACCUUCUUACUUCAUAGGGAAGAAAGAAGACAUCAAAGCUGGACGUCUUGUGAAGUCAGUUGGCGGAAGAGAUGUUCUCGUUCUUUACCACCAGGGGGAGUUUUAUGCCAUGGAUGUUCGCUGCUACCACUCUGGAGGUCCUCUGCACAAAGGAGAUAUUGAGGAGUUUGAUGGGCGAAAAUGUAUAGUGUGCCCAUGGCAUAAGUAUAAAAUUACAUUAGCUGAGGGUGAGGGACUCUAUCAGGCAGUGGACCCUUUUGUGAAGCCUCUGAAACCAACCUGGUGCUCUAAAGGGAUUAAACAAAGAGUCCACAAAGUGACAGAAUCCAAUGGAGAUCUUUACCUCACCUUAAAUGACUCGUCAGAGGCCAUUGACUCAGAUUUUUACCAAACUGAGAAAUACAGAGACACUUUUAUGAAAGAAGGAAUGAAGAAAUAAAAGUGACCCCAGUGGAAAAGGCUUGAGGUUAAAGAUGGACACCAGUCUCGGUUGACCAAAGGGGUUUGAAUGUGAAUAAUAGAACAUAUAUUUUUUGUGAUCAGAAUAAGCAGUGUUUGUUAGCUUUUAAUGAUAUUUAUGUUUAUGUAAUUUAUUUAGUAAAAAUGUAGUUUAUUUAUAUUAAUUUGAUGUAAUUAUUUAUAAUGUUUAUACCACGUAGCAUUCCUAUUAAGGAUCUUACAUGCAGUUUCAUUAUUAUUAUGAUUAUUAUUUUACUUUUCAGCAGUCUUUGUCUCAAGGUGAUGGUGUUUCUGAUAACCUCACAAUUGUUUAAUAAAUUGUUAAUAAUGAUUUAACAUGCUUAGACUCUGUGUCAAGCAUCUAUUAAUGCUUUUAAUUUUGUGAGCAGGACACUGAUGUAGGUCUGAUGUGUUAUCUACAGAGUUGUUUAAAUAAGUGAUAAUAGUAUCUGAUAUGAAGGAGAGGUGAGUGCUUGAUGGAUGAGGGGUCAAAGGAGACAUGGAAAAAUAUGGACUACUACAAGUGUGUGAAAGGAGAUAGUUUCCUAAUCUUUUUGUAUAUAUGAGUGGUUAGAUAUUUAAGUGCUGGCAGCUUAAACAUAGAAACAUGGAUAAUAUCCCACAUCAACACUGGUGAACACAUAAAGAUAUUUAUUCAGUGAUUAAAAAGUACAACAAAGGGCAGAAAGUAUAACUGUACAGAAAUGAUUGCAGGUUUGAUGAGGAGUAAUCUCACUAAUUGAAUGUACACACAAACAUUUUGAACACACACACACUAAAAAUAAAAUGACUAAAACCUUUUCAUAACAAUAGCUUCUUGUGAAGCCCAUAUGAUUUUAUAACAAAUUACUUGUUAAAACUGGUUUAAAGUAACUAUAUUUCACAGCAAUAGCUGCUACACUAAAA